Salmo salar (Atlantic salmon) is the source of this 829-nucleotide messenger RNA. RefSeq names its product retinol-binding protein 2-like. Gene Ontology annotation, molecular function: lipid binding. Lineage: Eukaryota; Metazoa; Chordata; Actinopteri; Salmoniformes; Salmonidae. The record is from RefSeq and is a predicted model, not a curated record.
UGUGUUUGCGUGUGAGAAAAAUCCCCAUAGACAUAUACAGGGCAUAUACAGUAACACAAACCCAGCCGGUGCCAGGAUGCCUGCAGACUUCAAUGGACAAUGGGUGAUGGUCACCAACGAGAACUUUGAGGAUAUCAUGAAUGCCAUUGAUAUUGACUUUGCCACCCGUAAGAUCGCCCGUCACCUGACCCAGACCAAGGUGAUCGUCCAGAACGGAGACAAGUUUGAGACCAAAACUUUGAGCACCUUCAGGAACUACGAGGUCAACUUCACCGUUGGGGAGGAGUUUGAGGAGGUCACUAAGGGACUGGACAACAGGACAAUCCAGAGAGAGUGUGUUCUUCAGACACUGGUUACCUGGGAUGGAGACAAGUUGGUGGCUGUGCAGAAGGGAGAGAAGGCCAACCGUGGCUGGAUGCAAUGGAUAGAAGGAGACCUGCUACACCUGGUGACUGAGAGAAAGAUGGAGGGAGGGGGAUUAGAAAGAGAAAAGAGAGAGAGAGAAAUGUCCUAGACUUCAACUUCAACAUACAGAACAUUACAGAUUCUUCAUACCUAAGACAACAGAAGCUCCAUACCUCUCAAACUCAACUCUGGAACUCGAAGCCAGUUCCACGGCAUUUUUUCAUUGUUCCCCUCUAAUUAGGGACUGAAUUAGACCUGGGGCACCAGGUGUGUGCAAUUAAUUUUCAGGUAGAACAGAAAACCAGCAGGUUCUGGACAUCGUAGUGUAAGAGUUCAGUACCCCUGACAUAUAGACUGCAUCUGAAAUGGCACCCUAUUCCCUAUAUCAGGGGUGUCAAAGUCAUUCCACGGAGGGCCAAGUGUC